Amoebophrya sp. A120 is the source of this 3226-nucleotide messenger RNA. The record is from the annotation of a GenBank genome assembly. Lineage: Eukaryota; Dinophyceae; Syndiniales; Amoebophryaceae.
GAAAGUACUUUUCGAAUUUUUCCAGUAGCUUGCGAAGCACGCAGAAAAAAGUCGCUCACCCAGUACAGUUGAAGACGCGAAGAAAUUUUCGUACUUGAUAUUUCCCACUACGUCUUCUGCCUCAUCAAAGUGAGUAUCGUGAGUCCUCUCAAGGCCACAUACAUUUUUCAUAUUGUAGAAUACCCUGUUUCUGGGGUACCCGGGAGCCGCAUCCUCCCUCGCUGGGUAUAAGCGAAUUCGCCCGUAAGGGUCCCGUCUCGGCGGAAUGAAAAAUAGAAUAAGCGAUGAUCAUGUAGUUUUUUGCCAAAGAUAAAGAUCAACUUCUACUUCUAGUAUGGAUGGGCUACAAGCGACCUGUAUGAUGUUGUGACCGCUGUUGGGCCAGAUGUGCUGCGUCCUUUGUACCUGUGACAAGUAGCGCAGUCUUGGCGUUCCUCUGUACACCUAGCACCGGGCCGGCGACCAACUUUUUGCUCCAAACAACAGAAGUGGCUGCUUCCCUUUAUUGUCUGACCGCUGCCGCUGCGACCGAAGAGAAUGGCGUCCUCGCAAAUCCAGUGUACAGUCUGCUUGGAGGACUUCGUGCGGGACCUGAACCCGCCGAUGUCCUGCGUGCCCUGCGGGCACGUGAUUUGCGAACCCUGCUUGGCUAGCUGGCGUCGCUCCCUGCCCUACUUCAGCGACUUAACGUGCCCCAUCUGCCGCGGUCGCGUGCGCGAGACCAUGAUGAACCGCUCCCUAAUGGACGUCCUGGAGGACCAAGCUUCCGGUCGUGGUUUACCCCGUGGACUGCCAGUCACGAUGCCAGACGUGCAUCUGCGGCCCGCGUCGCAGGGUGCAUCUGCAGGUACUACAUUACAAUUGUCUGUACUGCUGACUCGCAAAUAUCUUCUCAGGCGCUUCGAAACGGUUUUUUUUUACGCUGGAUUGAAAUAAGAUGAAACAAGGAAAAGGCAACUUCAAUUGUGCCAUAAACAUGAUCUUUCCACGACAAUGCCAUUAAUACGCAAAAAAAUACACACACCAAAAUUAAGAGAAUGCGUGCCACCGCCGCGCUGCGCAUGUGCUUUUCUGCCCCACAAACCACGCACGAACCGCAAUCACACGCCACGUUGUAUUUCCCACUGAGUCUUCUGCUCCUGCCUUUGCCUUCGCGCGACUCCGCCCGCACAAUCAGAAACAUUGUUUGCCUGCCGCGCAAAGCUUGCGAGAACAGAAAUUAGCGGCCGCACGACUACGACGAGCUUGUGCGAUUUUGAACAAAACAUUUUGUCAUCGUCGAGCAGACCGGCCACGCAUACUUGAUAAAUGAACGAGCUACGCAUAGAAAGAACAUCUUUCCUCUCGUCACAGCCGACGGGAGCCCAGCAAGUGCAACUUUUGCGCCGCCGGGGCGAACCUCUUCUUCCACCGCCGCCACGGAAAGCGACACAGCGAAUCCCGGCGGCAGUACGGCGAAUGGCCGUCCCUCCACUUCGUCGACAGCGUCGACGCCGUCGGGAACUCGCAACACGCUGGUACAGCUGCCGGACGGGUCCUCCAUUACGCUGAGCAACACGCUGCAGGGCCGAAAGCAAACGAUGGCGCACGAGCUGCUGCCGGAGAAAAGCUGCGUUUGCUUUUACGUCAUCGACAACUCAGGGAGCAUGGGCCGCGACGACGGCAAGAAGUUCGAGACCGUUCUGGAAAAGAACGCCUGGAAACUGGUCAAGCGGGGCCACGGGUCCGUCACGAGGUGGGAGGAGGCCGCCGCCAAGUGCAUGCAGAUUGCGGUCUACAACUUGCGCCGCAAGAUGCGCGCAAGCUACUACCUACUUAACCCGUCGACGGCGCGCACGCAAUGGAUCGAUGAGCUGGACCAGGUGUUGCUCGACGCCACGGAUUGCAACCUCACCCGGCUGGAGGCGGAGCUCGCCGCACACUUCGCCGCGGGAGCAGCCGGAAGAACGACCACCACGUCCUCCGAACCGGCAGUCAGCAGACCGGGUGUGCAGCUGCUGCCGAACCUGUUGUGGCUCGUGACCUCGCCAGCUGGUGUGCGCACUUUGUGCGAGUGCCUCACCCGGAGCGGCAACGAGGAGUUCGGGCGGCGGCUGAACGUGCUGUACUUCAACCUGCUGUCGUCGGGGAGCAUCCGCGGUUCCACCCCCCUGCACAGCAUCACGCAGUACCUCAGCCGCGAACUGGAAACGAUGACCCGCGAAAUGAACCUGCGGCACGCGCUUCCCAUCAACAUGAACCUGAUCACCGACGGGGAGCCGGAUAACCGGAUUCAGUUCGAGAACCAGUUGAAAAAAUUGUGCAACGAGUUCCGCAGCUCGCUCGCGAUCAUGCUCACGAUCAACCUGUGUACCGACGACGACGACGUGGUCGACUACUACAACGAACUGGAUAAGAAGCUGGGGAACGAAAUCAACUCCCUCGACGUGCUGGAUGACCUCGAGAGCGAGCAGAAGGAGGUUCUCAAGGCGGGGAACACGUUUGUGACGUACUGUGAGGAGCUUCACGUCUGCCGCAUGGCCGGGUGCAACGCCGUGAUUGCCGAUUCCAUCGACGAAGAAGAGUUGCAGGUGUUCCACGCCACGAAGUUAGCCCGGGAGCUUCUCGGCUUUUCCAGCUCCACGCUCGCGAAAGUUGGGUCGACAGUGGCGGCGGAUCAAAGUUCAUCUUCAGGUGGGGCUGUUAAUGCCAAUUCCUCUACAACUUCUCCGAGGACAACGACGGCCGCGGAUCCCUCCGUCGCCUAUCAAUGUGGCGAAGAUAUUCCCUCGUGGUUCGACGACACAGAAGACUUUCUGCGGAAGCUAGAGCAGAACAACAGGAAUGUCUACGACUUCUACUACAAGGCAAACAAACCGCUGGUGAAUGUCGGUAAGGUGCGGAACAAAAUCUGGUGGCACAAGCAGAAGGAAGGCGUAUCCAAAUUUUUCGGCGGGUUCUUUGGUUCCCGAAGAUAGCAUGGGGUCAGAGCGGAGAAGCGGCUUGUUCCCAAUCGACCCACGCUACAGAAACUUAGCUCACGCACUGCAAUAAAACACUGAGGUUUAGUUUCAGAACUACACACGUUGUAAAGAGCAAUUGCUACUACCAUUCCAGUUCUUGUUUCGUGACGAGCCAGCAGAGUGUCUGGACUGCAAACCUGCGACAUGCAGGUUUUCAGAGGACGAAUAUCACAAGCAACAUGAAACUCUCGCGGCGACCAGCAAUACCGACGCCUUCCUAGGAU